Molecule: messenger RNA, 2188 nt
Organism: Dryobates pubescens (Downy woodpecker)
Lineage: Eukaryota; Metazoa; Chordata; Aves; Piciformes; Picidae
Gene: ZFTRAF1
Product: zinc finger TRAF-type containing 1
Exons: 4
Coding region: 31-1200 (389 amino acids)
Cellular component (GO): nucleus
Molecular function (GO): zinc ion binding
Source: RefSeq, a predicted model, not a curated record
CGGCGGCGGGGUGAGGUGACGGCGGCGGCGAUGAUGUCCGGGGCAGAGGAGCGUGAGGCCGGUGGGGGCCCGGCCGCCCCCUCCGCUGCCCUCCCCGGUCCUGCAGCGAUAGCAACGGGGGCUUCGGGUGAAGCGGGAGGAGCUGAAGAAGCGGCGGCUUCACUUCUCGGUGGGGCCCGGCCUCACGGUGAGGCGGGAGCCGAUCCUGACGCUCCACCUAAGAAACGGUUAAGGGCAGCGGGAACCGGCUCAGGUGGACCUGAGGGGGCAGCGGGUAGCGUGAAGCUGGAGGAGCGGCUCUACUCCGUCUUGUGCUGCACCGUCUGCCUCGACCUGCCCAAGGCCUCGGUCUACCAGUGCACCAAUGGGCACCUGAUGUGCGCCGGGUGCUUCAUCCACCUGCUGGCGGACGCGCGGCUGAAGGAGGAGCAGGCCACCUGCCCCAACUGCCGCUGCGAGAUCAGCAAGAGCCUCUGCUGCCGCAACCUGGCCGUGGAGAAGGCUGUCAGUGAGCUGCCCUCCGAGUGCGGCUUCUGCAUGCAGCAGUUCCCCAGGUCCCUGCUGGAGCGCCACCAGAAAGAGGAAUGUCAGGACAGGGUGACCCAGUGCAAAUACAAGCGGAUUGGGUGCCCCUGGCAAGGUCCUUACCAUGAGCUGUCGGUGCAUGAAGCCGAGUGCACCCACCCCACCAAAACUGGCAACGAGCUGAUGGAGAUCUUGGAUGAGAUGGACCAAACCAGGAAAAAGGAAAUGCAGCUCUACAACAGCAUCUUCAGCCUGCUCAGCUUCGAGAAGAUCGGCUACACAGAGGCGCAGUUCCGCCCGUACCGCACCGACGACUUCAUCACGCGGCUGUACUACGAGACGCCGCGGCUGACCGUCCUCAACCAGACCUGGGUGCUGAAGGCGCGGGUCAACGACUCGGAGCGCAACCCCAACCUCUCCUGCAAGCGCACCCUCUCCUUCCAGCUCAUCCUCAAGAGCAAAGUCAACGCCCCCUUGGAAUGUUCUUUCCUCCUCUUGGAAGGACCCUACGACGACGUCCAGAUCCGCCCCGUCAUCUACCAUUUCAUCUUCAGCAACGAGAGCAACGAGACCGACUACAUGGCGCUGCCCAUCGUCGAUUCGGUGGAGUGUAACAAACUGCUGGCGGCCAAAAACAUCAACCUCCGCCUUUUUAUAUUCCAAAUCCAAAAAUAGGACUCUGAUAGAAACCCUCCUCCUCCCCCCCCGACAUCCCCCCCACUCCCCCCCCGACCGGUGGAUCCUCGCUCGGUCCCACAGGGAUUGAGAGAAAAGGGGACGACCCUUUUAACAAUGGAGGGAAAUCUGCAUGUGAUGGUGAUGGUGGCGGCUUCUCCUUCCAGUAACCAGCUGCUGGUGGUGACAAAAACAUCGAUUCUUGGUGGUGUUUAUUCCAGAUCUGAAAACAGGACUCGGAAAUGACCCCUCCCACCACCAGAUCCAUCUUUGGUGUUACCAGGAUUGAUGGAAAAGGGGAAGAACCCCUCAGAAUGGAGGGAAAUCUGCAUGUGAUGGUGAUGGCGGUGGCUUCUCCUUCCGGUAACCGACUGCUGGUGGUCAAAAAACAUCAGUUCUGGGUGGUUUGUGUUCCAGAUCGACACAUGGGACUCAGAAAUGACCCCUCCCACCAUCAGAUCCAUCUUUGGUGUUACCAGGAUUGAUGGAAAAGGGGAAGAACCCCUCAGAGUGGAGGGAAAUCUGCAUGUGAUGGUGAUGGCGGUGGCUUCCCCUUCCAGUAACCAACUGCUGGUGGUCAAAACCAUCAGUUUUUGGCUUUUUAUAUUCUGAAUCCAAAAUCAGGACCUUAAAGUGACACCCACCCCACCAUUGGCUCCUCCUUUGACAUCAUCAGGAUUGAGGGAAAAGGGGGUUAAAAACACCUCAAAAAUGGAGGGAAAUCUGCAUGCGACAGCGGUAACCGCAGCUUCUCCUUCCAGUAACUAAUGGAUAGUGGUCAAAACCCAUCAGUUUUUGGCUUUUUAUAUAAUAAAUCCAAAAAAUAGGACUCAAAAAUGACCUUCCCACUGUCAGAUCCCCCCCCUUGGGUGCCGCCAGGACUGAUGGAGAAGGGGGAAACCCCCUCAAAACGGAGAGAAAUCUGCAUGUUGUGAUGAUGGCGGCUUCUACUUCCACUAACCAACUGCUGGUGGUCAGAAAAGAAGAG